Messenger RNA from Cryptosporidium muris RN66, 855 nucleotides. RefSeq names its product ER lumen protein retaining receptor, putative. Gene Ontology annotation, molecular function: ER lumen protein retrieval receptor activity. The record is from RefSeq and is a predicted model, not a curated record. The transcript has a single exon. The coding region runs from base 1 to 855 and encodes 284 amino acids. Gene Ontology annotation, biological process: protein retention in ER lumen. Lineage: Eukaryota; Apicomplexa; Conoidasida; Eucoccidiorida; Cryptosporidiidae. Gene Ontology annotation, cellular component: membrane.
AUGGAAGUGGUUAAUUCAGCAGUUACUAUUAUUAGUGACCCAGAAAAAUGUAGAACAUGGGUUUCCCAACAUAAGUCUUCUGUUAAAGCUUAUAUAUCUUUAGCUAUAUUCUGUACAAUCGUAUUCUUUUUUUUAUCAGAUGGGGAUUUCUCAUUUUUAUUGACAUUAUCUUCAUUAACUUCAGCAUUUAGCUUUGCUAUGGUAUGUCUUAAGAUUGAAUUAACAAAGUCAUGUUCUGGAGUUUCCCUUAGAAUGAUGGAAGCUUAUGUAAUAUUAAUAUUUGCACGAUUAUGUUCAAUUAUUCCAUUUGAAGGCUAUUUGCCUUAUGAUAGAAGUGGAGAUUGGCUCUAUCAAACUUUAGAAGCAGGUUGUAUGUGCCUCGCUGGAACAGUUGUAUAUCUAUGUCGUUCUCGCUACAAAGAGACUUAUGAUCCAAAUACUGAUGAGUUUAAUAGUCUAUUUUUAAUUAUUCCAGCUCUAAUUCUUGCCCUUAUCUUCCAUCCUUCCUUAAAUUCUUGGAUGCCAGCUGAUAUCUCUUGGACCUUUGCCCUAUAUUUGGAGAGUGUAGUUGUAUUACCUCAGUUAUUUAUGUUCCAAAAAGAACGCAAAGUCGUUCCAUUUACUAGUCACUUUUUAGCUAUGCAAGCUGUUAGUAAAAUUCUUGCCUUCAUAUUUUGGAUUUCAUCUUAUUCAGAGUUAAAUGAUCCAACUAGGUUACUUAAGAGGCAUGUAGGGUACUGGGUUAUUGUUAUGCAGAUUGUACAACUUGUACUUAUGGGUGAUUUUAUAUAUCACUAUAUUAGAUGCCUAACAAGAGGUGUACCAGUUCAAUUUAUUCUUAUGGAGAAUGUGUAA